Messenger RNA from Hypoxylon fragiforme, 2453 nucleotides. RefSeq lists its product as uncharacterized. The transcript has 4 exons. NCBI's taxonomy places the organism in Eukaryota, Fungi, Ascomycota, Sordariomycetes, Xylariales, Hypoxylaceae. Gene Ontology annotation, molecular function: protein binding. The coding region runs from base 433 to 2214 and encodes 593 amino acids. The record is from RefSeq and is a predicted model, not a curated record.
CCUUUUUUUAGAUCUAGACGCUGCAGCUUCGCAUUUCUGCAACCUCGUAAAUGCUUAAUCAAUUUUUGGGAUGUUGAAGAAAAAGUAGUAGUCGAGGUUCCCAAUUCACGUCAGUUUCCGUUCAAUUCGAGGUGGUGGCGCUCCGAGACAUUCAUACAUACAUAUUCAUACGUAUACACAUACAUACAUAUACCAAUUGUACAUGCAUAUCAUCAAUACAUACACGUACAAUAGGAGCCGGUAUAGUGUGCUAUAAUCUGCGAUGAGAGGUUUGCCACACACCUCGAAGGGAUCCCACGCUCUCUGUUUUUCUUGUCUUUUUUUUUUCUUGGUGGUGUGUCGCCUAGACUUACUAUACUCCCUCUCUCCCUCUCUCCCCCGUCCCCUUCAUAAUGUUUGAUCUUUCCUCCUGAAAUGCCCAAUCCGCCCUAAAUGAAGGGUUCAUGUCUGCCUAUCCUCUCGUGGCUGCUGCUCGCGGGAACGGGAUGCCUGGCACAGCGAAGCGGCUUAGCGGAAACGCAUGGCCUGGCCAGGCGCGGCGUCGACAACCCCGGCCCCGAAAACUUCAUCCGGUAUAGAUAUCCUACAGUCGUCACACUCGGCAACUACGUCUACAUCGAUGGCGGCGAACUAUCACAGAAGGAAAACGGUACCGUGGCGACUAACAGCACUCAGUCGGGCCAAACCUAUCCUUCAUACGCCGUAAACUCAACACUUUCCCUGAACCUAAGCGAGUCAUGGACGAACGAAACAGCCCGGUUCCAAGUAAUUCCCAAGACGGCACCCCUCCUCGACCAGCAAAUAUAUUGGUCUGACGCCUCCACGAAUGGCUUCUACACCUGGGGCGGAAUGGCGGUGGGGUCCGAAUCGCCACCGGCAAAUGAGCUUUGGCUAUUCAAUGCUGACGGCGCUGGGGCCGGGACGUGGGCGCAGGUGACACAGGGCGAUUUCCGAGAUUUCUCCCAACUGUAUCGCCCCGUGGGUGCGUCGUUCACGCAGAGUGGCCAUGUAGGCUACGCAUUCGGCGGCCAGGCCACCUCCCAGACCGACCGCUCGAUCCAGAAGCCUUACCCCGGAUACGCCUUGCCAGGCCUGGUAUCGUAUAACUUUCAGACCGGCGAUUGGACGAAUACUUCGACGAGCAAAUACCAGGGAUAUGGGACGAGCGUGAACGGGCGGGCUGAAUAUGUCCCGUUUGGAUCGGACGGGCUGCUGCUCUUUUUUGCAGGCGCCGAAACGCCCAUCGACAUAAUAGAGGAUAGCACUGUACAGAUCAACUGGAAUAAAGUCACCUUGUUCAAUCCGAUAACGGGGAAGUGGUAUACGCAAGAGACGAGUGGAAUGAGGCCCCAGUUAGUGGAGCGUGCAUGUAGCGUUGGAGUUCGGGGGCCCAAUAGCACGUACGAAAUAUACCUAUAUGGCGGCACAUCGAUACAAUUAGGGGGUACAUCUUCGGACGUAUAUGUACUCUCAUUGCCUGGAUUUGUCUUCUUCAAAUCUCAGAUGCAGGGCACGCCGCGUGCGGACCAUGCUUGCGCAGUAGUUGGUAAUGGAAAAAGACAAAUGCUCAGUUUUGGCGGUGUCGACGGCGGACCCGAACUUCAGUCUUCCCUCACUACACCUGAUCCGUGGAAGCAGGGACUUGGGAUUUACGAUAUGAGCGAGAUGACAUGGAAAGAUUCAUACGACCCGGAUGCGGCGGAUUACGAGACUCCAAAUGUUGUAAUGGAAUGGUAUAGAAAUGGAGGCAUGGAAAAUAUCAGCUGGGACAGUAACGAAGUGAAAGGAUUAUUCUUUAAUAGUAGCUCAGCUACGAUUGGCGCCGGUGUCAACUCAACGGAUGGUUCCUCGGGCAACUCAAGUCGAAAGACUGGCAUCAUUGCUGGUAGCACAGUGGGAGGUGUGGUGGUGCUUGCCAUUGUCGGUGGCGUGGUGUUUUCAUUAAUACGGCGAAAACGGCGCAACCAAUACCGCCGCCCAAGUACAACGACCGAGAUAAUAAGUGAGUACCGGCCAGAGCCCUGGCCAAAAGACUCGCCUCGUUUACGGUCGGUCACCCCUGGAACUAUGGUGUCCUCACCAACACCAACAGAGCCGAUAGAAAUAAGUGGCACAGCGAGAGAAGAACUGCCAGCUGAGGAUGUAGGAUGGACAUACGAACUCCCAGCACACACGCCGAAUAUGAGGUCUGAACUUCCAGAUAGAAAUUUCUGAAUUUAAUAUAAUGUUAUUCUGCAUUUGCGGUGUUAUCCAGCAUCGGGUGAUCCAUUCGACUUCAAAUUGUCAGUCCAACCUCUGAUAGGCGUGGUUGAGAGGUAAAACACAGACAACUGAAGGGUAUUACUCUGCAGAACGUUUGAUCGUUGUGAAACUCAUUCCAAGCGCAAGGCCCCUGAUUAAGAGUCCACAUAAUACAGGUAUAUAUCUUACUUUCAGGGUACAGUAAGUGAGUA